CAUAGCCCUGCUGCCUCCCAUGCUAGUCAGUGGUGCCAUUCUCCCUCUCACUGUGUAGGAGCAUGUCAGGAUACCAUAUAGCUCCAGGCUACACGCUCACUUGAUCAUGGACUGGCCCUUUCUCCUGGGACUACCAGGCAAUCUGUGGGGUUUAUCCCAGCCAGUGUCACUGAUCUUUGUGUUCAGUCAGAUUCUGGCACUAGAGAAUGGAAUACAUAAAGGAACAUUCUACUGUAACAAAGGUCGUCGCAACAUCGUUGUGCGGGCGGAAAAGGGAGACUCGGGCCAUAUUGCCUCACCUGGAUACCCUGAGGCAUACUCCCCGAAAUCCUUCCAAGGAUCCUGGUGUGAAGUGCAAAUACGAGCUUGUAGCACCUGUAAAAUACGAUUAAAAUUCACUGAGAUAGACUUUCCGUCAUGCAAUGAGACUGUCAGCACUGUUACAGCACCUCCGUCUAGUAAUAAAUGCAUUCCAGGGUGUGACCACCUGUACCUCCAUGAAGUGGACAAGCCGUACAAUGCCAUCACAGAGAACGUGUACUACGACUCGGACGAGGGAAACACCUAUGUUUCCAUAUCAGCUCAUCUCAAACUUUCACAUUGCAUGGCAAAUGGAACAACAGAUAUGGCCCAAAAAUUCCAAGUUUCAUUUUUAAUUUUAGACAAGAAUGAGCUACGACAAGGGAUGGUAGCAGAGUACGGCACCACCAUCGGCAGAGUGUUGUCACCAAACUUUCCUAAAGGAUAUGCCUUGAAUGGAGAGACAUUUACCUACAUGAUACAAAACUUAGACCCAUAUGGCCACGUCCGACUCACCUUUGAUGACUGGGAUAUUGCUCCAGAAAGUGUGGUCAAGUUAUACGAUGGGUUAUCUACCAAGUCCCCUUCUGUGGUGCUGGAUCGAAAGAAGCGUCCUGCGCUUGUGUCAGACUCCAGCACUCUGGUCAUCGUGUUUGACACGGGUGUCAACCCUAAAGGCUGCUGUAAAUAUGCCGGCUUCAAGGCUGCAUACCAGUUUAUCUCAGAGAAGGACUGGCCAGACAAGCCACUUACCGACUGCAGUAGAACAUAUGCAAUGAGAUCAGGUGGUAUGAUCGACUUCACUGGGUCCAUGUCACAUCCGGGUCAGCCAAACUUCUUUGACUGUGUGUGGAUCAUCAAGAGAUACCCUGGAGAUGACCGACCAGACGGAGUGAUGCUGAGGAUGAGGGAGGUCCUUCUGGGAGACGGGUUGGCUUCAGUACGGCAAGGUCAACAGCCUGGAGAUUCGUCAGGGGACAACGUCACUGAGUCCAAUCAAACACAAAUAUACAGCCAAAAAUUGACCUACGCCCAGACGUUCUACACCUCGGGGCAGGGUCUGUACAUCCGACUCCGCGGAGGUUUCUAUUCAACAGAUAAACUCUCAUUCAUAUUCACAGCCGUCAAAAAUAUAUCUGCAGGUGGCAGUUGUCCUGGCUACUUCGAAUAUCUGUGUCAGAAUCUGAUGUGUAUCGACCAGGAGCUGAUGUGUGAUGGCAUUGACCACUGCGGAGACAACUCAGACGAGAGUCCGGCUCUUGACUGUUCUGUAUCAGCUCUGUGGAGACUGAGCUUCAAGUGGUCCAUGCCUUUUUUGGAUGUGAGCAGCCCUGGGCCAUCCCCGCGAUGUGAGGAUGGGUUUCUGUGUGCAAGUGGAACAGAGUGUCUGUCCCACAGCAAGCGGUGUGACGGGCUCCUUGACUGUCAGGAUGGCUCCGAUGAAUACGGAUGCUAUACGCCAACAACAGGUCAUUCAGCGGGCGUAUCAUCUCAUCCUAAACUUGGAUUAUAUCUCAUAUAUGUAUUGUUUUUAUUGGUUAUAUUCCUCAAUAACAGGUAGCCAAGAUUGUAAAAAUGUGUGUUUGAGAAUGUAUGAGAACAUAUGAAUAUGUGCGAGAGAAAUUGAGAAUGUAGAACAACCACACCCACUAAUUAACCUUAUUUAAUAGCAGGGAUAUAAGAGUGUUAUAAACAAUGUGAAAAUAUGUAACAGUUGGCCAUUCAACCAAUCAAAGGGUAUCUUAAGAGGGGCAUUAGGGCUGGUAUUGGUCAUUCUUGUUUCAUUCAGUGCAGCUGUAAAUACAAAUAUUAUUUAUAAUUGGUGGGUGUGGUAAUAUUGAUGUUUGAGAAACUUGCAGAAGUUAAAUGCCAUAUCAUCGUUGGAGUAGUAGAUGCAGGCUUGCUACAGCAACUAGGGUGAAAAUACAGUAAUAUUCUCCUCAAAUUUUCAUAAUAUUAACAGCAAUAAUAAUAAUGUCAUUAAGUAAAUAAAUGUUCAUGAGGCUACUUGAUGAUUUCCCCGGUCUUUGUAUCAGUGCACCCUGAAAUUUAUUUCUCAGCUCCAUGGGGAGUAUCAUAUAACAUUCAAGAUAUAUAUGGAUCACUCAGCACAGUGACAAUCUGUAGUCUGUCUGAUUGUUCAGUUACUGAUAGUAAUGUGCAAACACCACAUCUAACAUCCUCCCAGAGUCAAUAUCUUUCAAAAUAAGUUUCAAAAUUUGCUGAUGCAGCAAUAAGUAAUAUUCACUUACUCGGUGUCUAGUAACAUCAAUUAUUUCAUUUAUAAACAUAACAUAUUUUCUUUAAAUAGUAAAGUAAUCUGAAGAUCUUAUAGAAAUGUACGCAGAAAAGUAAUUGGCCAGACAAACAUGAUGAAAUGUCUAAGAUAGAAACUAUGUUUUUUAUUCUUAUUUUGACUAUUAUAUGGUUUGGAAAAAGAAAUCGUAUACUGUUGAUCCUGUUAUUACGUCAUGUUCGUUGGCUUUUAUUAAGUAUUGUUACUUAAUCAAGCAGGCAUUUGCUUCAUUUGGAUGUGGGAUGCUUUGAGAGAUGUCAUUGUAAGAGUUUCCACAAGUUCUUCAAAAUAUGCCACUGACCUGAGUCUUGUAACAGGGUCCAUGUGCACAAAGCAGUCUUAAAGCUACAAAGUUACUCAAACUCCAACAUAACCAUACAAGAGUUUUGUUUUGAUUUGUUAAUAGGCCCUGAGUCAUAGGUAUGUUAAAAUGACUUCUUACAUUAACCAGUUCUUUGAGAGGCAUUUUAGAAGUUAUAAAGAUGAAGGAAAACCAACUUCUAUGGAUAGUCAACAUCUUUAUUGCAAUGAAUGCGACGUUUCGACGUAGGUACUAACACUGUUAUCAAGCACUCAUUGCAAUAAAGAAGUUGACUUUCUAAGUACUUGGUUUUCCUACGUGAAUUACUUCUGCAAGUUUCUUGUGCCAGACCAUGGCUUGAGGUGCUACUUAUAUCGGAUGUACAUAUUCCUCCCGUGCUGCCAUUGUGAUAUCAAUUGCUUUAUGCAACACACCUGUCAUGUUCCUCUCCACUUGCCUUCACACAGACUUCUAGGGAAAUUCCCAUUUCCUGCAUUCUGUUCACUCAUGUAAUACUGUAAAUAUGUAGAAAACAAGGACUGUUUACAUACACAUGCCUAACCCAGAUAUAUUUGAGUCCGUCUGCUGUUCAUUUCAAGUUGUAUACACUGGAUCAACAAUCAACAGAAACAAAUAGCAAGUUCGGUGUUUGAGUUAUUCAUAAUGAAUGAUAGGAAAGAUAAACCUAUUCCCUGUUCGAGGGCCUUACAUGAAAUGAGCAGUUGCCUUGGUGUCAAAUGUUGAAAAUUGCACACCUUGGUUUGCUCUAUGUUAAGAGAGAAAAUAUGAAAAUUAUUGACCCCGACGAGAAAGUUACAUGCCCCUUCUCUAUAAAACAUUUCCUCCAUUGAAGUUCAAAAUUCAACCAAUAAAUACUUGAGCCUCAUUCAUAGUGAGUGAGUAACGCUGUUUUUACCAAUAUUCCUGCAAUAUCACUGCAGGGAACAGAAUAAAUGGGCUUCACAUAUUGUACCCAUGUGGGGAAUCAAACCCGGUUCUUUGGCAUGAAGAGCGAAUGCUUUAACCACUAGGCUACCCCACCGCCCACCUGAAGUUCUAAAUCUCCUUCUCAUGGUAAUCAGACACAGAGGACAAGCAUUCAGAGACUGCCACCAGAGACAUUCAACACAAGUGGUAGGGUAAUAUUAUAUAUAACUCCCUACCCACUUUCCAUGAAUG
Molecule: messenger RNA, 4076 nt
Organism: Haliotis rubra (blacklip abalone)
Lineage: Eukaryota; Metazoa; Mollusca; Gastropoda; Lepetellida; Haliotidae
Product: transmembrane protease serine 7-like
Cellular component (GO): plasma membrane
Molecular function (GO): protein binding
Source: RefSeq, a predicted model, not a curated record